UUUCUUAUUUAUUCUCAUGAAACUUGGCAUCAUAAUCUCAUCCACGUCUAUAUUUAAACCACUUUUUCUUGUUGUUGUUGUUUUGAAGUCAACUCAAAUCCAUUAAAGAGACAAACUCUCACUCACUCCUUCUUUUGCUUCAACUUCAACACAUGGCUUCUUUCUCACAGGGUAUUGUUUUAACCACAGCCAUGCUUGUCUCAAGCACCGUGCUUUAUCUCGUUUUUUCAAAACAAAACAUUACCCCAACAUAUAUUUAUGGAAAUCACGUUUCUCAUGAUUCUAACAGAAAUAUUUUGAGCUCUUGUUUGUAUUCAGAGGAAAAGAAGAGGGAGAGAAAGAUGAUGAAGAAAAAGAAGAAGAAUGUUAGAUUUGAAGAAAGUGUGAAGGAAGUGAAAGAAAAGAGUGAAAUAAUUAGGAAAGAGAAACAGAGGAAGCGAAACAGAGUACAGAACAACUGCAAAAAUGAAACGCAGAAAAUUCGUGGAAUUCCGGCGAACAGAAUCGCUUUGUACAACGGGAUUUUGAGGGACCAAAGACAUAGGAUGCAGUGUUCUUAAUUAUUUAUUAUACUCGUUCUGUACAUUUGUUUUUGGAACAAAGGAAAUCCGUAUAUUACUCUUGCUCUGUUUUUUUAUUUUAUUUAAUAGUUUUGUGGUUAGGGUAUUAACACACAAAAAGGAAAAUAAAAUAAAUCGAUUCUUCGUGUGGUUGUAGAGACAUGUUCACCAAUGUUCACGAUUCAA
Messenger RNA from Cicer arietinum (chickpea), 746 nucleotides. RefSeq lists its product as uncharacterized. Lineage: Eukaryota; Viridiplantae; Streptophyta; Magnoliopsida; Fabales; Fabaceae. The record is from RefSeq and is a predicted model, not a curated record.